AUGGAUACCUAUGAAUACUAUAUCCUAAAUCCCAAUUCAGACCAUACUUUGGCUAAACAUUGCAUACAAUUGUGUGGAAUGAGAACGGAAUGCCAUAAAGAAGUCUAUGCCUUCACUGUAAAAAAACUGUCCUUAGAGUCCGAUGCUUUCUAUGUGGUGGUCAUACCGGCCAAUACACCGGAUAUACUGUUCACACAUUUGCCUAAAAUACUGUUUGAAGACUUUGGUUACCAACAGAUGGCACACAACAUGGAUUCAGAAGAUAAAGAAUGCUUUACAAGAGGUUUCCUCCGGAAGUGUCCGCACAUUACUGAUCAGACCAUUGAUGUCCUCAUAAGUCAUGGAUUCAGAGACAGAGAACUGCUUCUCGUGUUAGACACCGACAAAGACUUACCACUCAUUGACAUACCUUUGUCUCAAAAGGCAGUCUUAAGACUAGUUUUAUCACAAUUUCAACGAUUGGCUCAAAAGGAUGUCGUUUUGAGUCUCCAGAAGAUGGUCACCGAAGAUAUCACUGAAACGAAUUCAAACAUUGAGUCAAUGGAUCCACAGAUGGAGUCUUCAGCAACGCUUCCAGUGAUGUCUGAGUGUAUGAGUGUUGUGUCCGACACUUGUGUCCAAACAGUUAAAGAAGUGAUGGAUGAAGAAGAAGACAACACUUGCCAUCCGUUGGAGAAAAAAUCAAAGGUGUCGUUGAAUGCAAUGAAAGGCACUGAAGAGGAAUGUUAUGCGAAGGACUCGUUCGACAGAUUCGGUGAUGACUUAUGCGAAGAGAUGUUGUCUUAUCUGUCACUGAAAGACAGCUUCAGAUAUGAAUGUCUGUCCAAACAGUGGAAGCGAUCGGUGUUCACAACAAGACAUGCACUCGAAGUGAAAGACCAAAAAAUAGACAAUUUGUCGAUAAAACGCAAAAUGAAUGGAAGCGUUGAUUGGGAAGCAUUGGAAACGCUGCUAAAGAAGUUACCAAACAUUAGAUCCAUUGACAUCACUAUUGGCUGCGAUUCAUAUCUAUCGAUAAUACUGUUUGAAAGACUCGUGAAGUUAAUGAAACAUUUGAAUGCAAUUCACAUAACGUUUGUAUCAAUGGAUGACAAGAUUCUGAACAUAAUUCUGCCUCAAUAUGGCUCACGAGUGGCUUCAUUAGUAUUCGAGGAUCAUAGCUAUAAUUUCGAUGAAUGGUGUCAUAAGUCGUGCCAUAAUUUCAAGACAUUGUGUUUCGAUGACAGCGAAGACGGAUUGUCGAGGAUUUACGACAAAAGCAAUGAUAUAUUGUUUAAAAGUUUGACUCAAUUCUCGUUCGUGUAUUCGUCCUAUAAUUUGAAUGCUUUCACACUAUUUACGGAUCACUACACCAAUUGUCUGAAGUCUAUUGCAAUGAUUUUGUGUAAAUUGGACGGAAAGGGUAUUGAGGAUGUGUUACACAGACAAAAUGAUUUCUAUAUAACGGGUGAGUCAUAUGCGGGCAAAUACGUGCCGGCGAUCGCCUAUAAGAUACACUCCGAGGGAAAGGCAUCUAAUAUUAACCUGAAAGGUAUAGCCAUUGGGAACGGAUGGAUAGACCCGGUUACCCAGUUGGGCUAUGGACCAUUCCUAUACCAAACCGGACUCAUUGAUGAGAAUCAAAGAGAUUAUGUCAAUACAGAGACUAAUAAAGCGAUUGAAUUCAUCAAUAAUAAAAAUUAUCUGGAUGCUUUUAAGACUAUUGAUAUACUGACUGGUCUAUGGUCUAUGGAUUCUUACUUCAGAAACGCUACGGGACUCUCAUUUUAUUACAACUAUUUGUUCACUAAUAGUCCCGAAGAGUUUAAUUAUUAUUCCAAAUAUCUGGAACUGGAGGCCACCAGACGUGCCAUACAUGUCGGGAAUCUGACCUAUAAUGACGGCAAUAAAGUGAUGGAUCAUUUGAUGGCAAAUAUCAUGCAAUCAGUGAAGCCAUGGCUGACCACACUUAUGGACGCAGACUAUAAGGUUAUGCUAUUCAGUGGUCAACUGGACAUAAUAGUGGCGGCCACUCUCACUGAGAACUUCAUCGAAAGCAUAAAGUGGUCGAAAGCGAGUCAAUACAAGUCCGCUGACAGACUCGUGUGGAAAGUGAGUGAUAAGGACACAGAAGUGGCCGGUUAUGUAAGGGUUGUCCACAACUUUUAUCAAGUGAUUGUCCGCAAUGGGGGUCAUAUACUAGCAUAUGAUGAGCCCAGGGCUGCUCUGGAUAUGAUAACGAGAUUUGUUAUGCUAUUCAGUGGUCAACUGGACAUAAUAGUGGCGGCCACUCUCACUGAGAACUUCAUACAAAGCAUAAAGUGGUCGAAAGCGAGUCAAUACAAGUCCGCUGACAGACUCGUGUGGAAAGUCAGUGAUAAGGACACAGAAGUGGCCGGUUAUGUAAGGGUUGUCCACAACUUUUAUCAAGUGAUUGUCCGCAAUGGGGGUCAUAUACUAGCUUAUCAUUAA
This is a messenger RNA of Oppiella nova, 2451 nucleotides long. The record is from the annotation of a GenBank genome assembly. NCBI's taxonomy places the organism in Eukaryota, Metazoa, Arthropoda, Arachnida, Sarcoptiformes, Oppiidae.